AUGUCUGGCGCGUUGGAAGGCAUCUAUGAACCGGGCGUCGUCGACCCUGGCUAUCCAUCAUCAAACGGUACUGUUCCGUUCUGGCAUUCUAAACCACAUCCUCGAGCCGAUUAUCAAUCCGAAUGGCCGUCGAAUAUCGCUGAUGUAGCCGUCAUUAGUGCUGGCCUUACUGGCAUAAAUCUUGUUUGUACCUUGUUAAAGAAAAAGCCAGGUAUAUCCAUCGUAUUGUUAGAUGCUAAAUCUCUCUGCUCCGGCGCUACAGGCCGUAACGGUGGCCAUUGCAAGACCAUAACAUUUGCCAUAUAG
Molecule: messenger RNA, 306 nt
Organism: Fusarium oxysporum Fo47
Lineage: Eukaryota; Fungi; Ascomycota; Sordariomycetes; Hypocreales; Nectriaceae
Exons: 1
Coding region: 1-306 (101 amino acids)
Source: RefSeq, a predicted model, not a curated record